This is a messenger RNA of Spirodela intermedia, 1978 nucleotides long. The record is from the annotation of a GenBank genome assembly. NCBI's taxonomy places the organism in Eukaryota, Viridiplantae, Streptophyta, Magnoliopsida, Alismatales, Araceae.
AUGGCUAUGGGGAUCGUCUUGCCUUCUUCAACGGCUGUAGGUUGGUCCGUGGGCAGCAGCGCCUUCGUCUGCGGCCAGAGGCCACAGCAGCUGCUCCUCGGCGCCAGAGUGCCGAGGGUGGCGCCGGCAACCACGAGGCCAAGGCCACGACGAGGAGGGAGAAUCGCAACGCUAGGCAUAAGCGCAUCCGGAAGAAGGUCCGUUCCCAUAACUUUAGCAAUGGGUAUGGAUUGGACUUCCCACUGUCAAAUGCUGUCAGUUGGCUAUGGCUUUGGAUGCAUGAGACAGGCAGACCCGAGUGUACUUGCUGCGCGGGAGAUUCUAGAAAAUGGUUGGCUCAGUAUGAUGAUGGAGAUGUAAAAAUGAAUCUAUAGAUUUUGGGUGCCUUGAGAAUGAGGGUGCAAUAACUAAGAAGCGUUUGACCUUUUUAUAUCAAUCUACUUCGCCUACUCAUCAUGUGAACAUAAGUGUGGACCAUGGAUUGGCUGACUUGUCUCAUUUAAGUAUUAAUACGGCGGAUUUGCACGGUUCCAAGGCCCAAUAUUUACUGCUGAGAUCUUUCUUUACGUACCUUCUUCAUCUUUAUUAAUAAAUAUUACUGACAUGUGUGCCCUGCUCCCGUUUUCUUUCUGUUCCUCUUCUUUUCAUCAAUUUUUUUUUGUUGAGAUAUUUUCAUAUGUGUAUUCAUUUUCUUGACAUAUAUUCAGUUGAGGUUUCAUCAUGUAUGUGAUCAGAUGGAGAGGAUUCCAUCAUUCACCAACAGGACACCAGGGAGGAGCUGAAUCCCACCUGGGCUGUUCCAAACAACCACACCUCAUGUUGUCAAUAGUUUGCCCAGAUACCCCAAAUCUGGUGGGCAAGAGGUCCUUCCAAUGGACAUUCUAGGGUUCAUACCCAUGUUUGUUCUCGUUUGACCAAUUUCCUUCUGCUGGAAACCUUGUGAGUUUCCCUCUCUGAGCUCUGUGACAUCUUUUUCUUUCCAUAUUUCCUGAAAUGGUUGUUCCUUUUUUUUUUAUAUCAUCACUGCCUUUGCAACCAGGUUGAGGGUACUCCGGAGAGGCCACGGAUGUCUGUGUUCCGUUCCAACAAGCAUCUAUGUGUACAAGUGAUUGAUGAUUCUAAGAUGCACACCCUGGCUUCAGCUUCAACCAUGCAGAAACCUGUCUCUGAGGAAUCCGAUUACUCAUGUGGACCCACAAUCGUAAGUGAUAUAUGAUUUCCUCUGGAAUAGUAAACACUUUUCAUUAAUAUCAUCUCUGGGCUUGUUAGUCCUCUUAAUGCUGAGAAAUGCCAAAUCUGCAUGAGUGCUUGUUAUUAAAAAAAAAAGCCAUAUUUUCCAGUUUCUGGCAGAAAAACUUACAUGGCACGAUGUGAUGAUUAGCAUGGAUGAUUAGAGGACCAUGAUUUAGCUCUGAAUCACCACUGCUCAUGUAAUUACUCAGCAUUGAACUUCGUCGUGAAUGCUGAUCCUAUUCAUAUCUGAUGCAUCAUCAUCUGCUUUGCUUUCUCGCACUUGUUCUAUGUUCGGGAGGUGUGAAUCCUUUUUAUGGGUAGCAGUUGACAGUGCAAAACAAUCAAGUGAGAGAAAGCAAUGAUUUGCGCUCAGUCAACCAGGAGAGAUCACGUUGCCGAUGUAGAGCUCAUCUUAGAUACUCGGCUCUCUUCUGCCCCUGACUCCCUUCUUAGUCAACCAACAAUGCUUACGUUGACUUUUAAGGCAUCUAGACAGUCUUAAAAUAUUAGUCAAACUGGCAGAUUCUUAUGAUUUGGUGUGGCCUCAGAGGGAGGCCGUUGACUAAAUCUGUCAUCUACAUGAUGAACUCUCUCCACGUUUUCCUAUCACACACCGUAAUUCACUGCUUUGCUGCCUUUCCGCUCGUACCAGGAAGUGGCGAGGAAGGUGGGUGAAGCCAUCGCAAAGUCUUGCUUGGAGAAGGGAAUCACAAAGGUCGCCUUUGACCGCGGCGGGUACCCGUAA